Molecule: messenger RNA, 600 nt
Organism: Lactuca virosa
Lineage: Eukaryota; Viridiplantae; Streptophyta; Magnoliopsida; Asterales; Asteraceae
Source: the annotation of a GenBank genome assembly
AUGCAUAAGUUACCGGUGCUAGGCCGCAAACGCCGCACCAACCUUCUGGUCUGGUGCUUCGCCUUCAUCUGCGCCAUCCUCGCCGUCAUCGUCAUCAUCGCCGGAAUCAUCGUCUUCAUCGGAUACCUCGCAAUCCGCCCCAAAGUCCCUCUCCUCUACGUCAACGCUGCUCGCCUCGACGACGUCAUUUACAACCAGGCCAGCGUUCUUGCCGUCCGAUUAACAGUCGACAUAAAAGCCGAGAACCAUAACCAGAAAGCACACGUCAGUUUCUACAACACGAGGCUUACGCUACAGUACCAUGGGCUGAGCAUCGCACUGCUGGUGGCGGAUCCGUUUGAGGUGAAGAAGAAUACUUCGGAGGAGUUUUAUUACGUGGUGGAAUCGUCGCCGAUUCCGUUGGGGAAACAAGAACAGUUGCUGACGCAACAAGCGUUGCAGAAAGGAUUGUUUCCGUUCUUCUUGAAAGGGAAUUCGAGAACGAGAUGGAGGAUUGGGUCAUUGGGAUCGGUGAAGUUCUGGUUGCAUAUCAAUUGCCAUAUGUGGUUGCCGACGAAUAGCUCCGUCGUAUUCCCUCAUUGCAGCACCAGUUCGCAUUGA